Molecule: messenger RNA, 1067 nt
Organism: Thermothielavioides terrestris NRRL 8126
Lineage: Eukaryota; Fungi; Ascomycota; Sordariomycetes; Sordariales; Chaetomiaceae
Exons: 1
Coding region: 528-1019 (163 amino acids)
Source: RefSeq, a predicted model, not a curated record
GUACUGUACAAGUGGGAUUUAACAGCGAUAGAUACAGGUACACAAUUACCUACCUGCCGUAGCGGGUAGGCGUCGUAGCCCUAAUGCCAGCCUAAUGGCAAUGGCCUCCGAGUCCUUGUCUUCCAUUCUUUAGUGGUUACCUGCUCUGGAGUUGACAGAAGGAGCGGCCAUCGAAGUGUUGGGGAACCUGGGUGACGUAAUUGACAAUUCCCUCUGCCUCUAACCACGGACCAGCAACCAAGCAACGGCUCUCCAAUUCUGCAAUUCGUCUCACAGGAUGCCGCUCCAGAACACCUAGUUGAGCCCAUGCCUCACCCAGUGCUCAGCCAGACCUAGAGAUCACCGACGAAGCGGAUAUUUUUCAUGAACGCGGAGCCCCAUCCAGUUCUGGAGGAUAAUCCCAGAAGAACAUGUUGAUUGACCCUCCAACACAGCACGGACACUGCAUCCGGCGCAGCAUCGCAUCGGAUCUUUUUUGCAUCUAUGUAGCAGGCGUGCAUCCGUAUGUCGCACAACAGGCAAGAGGCAUGCGGCAGAUCCGGAGGCAAGCUCACCCACACCGGCUGAGCUCGGCCAUGUCGAUCCGGUAUUAUGCGGUAGCCCGUGAUGACGAGUCCGGGGCGGUAGCACGGUCGGUGGUGACGCUUCCUCAGCACGGCUCUCUCGAGGACGCAGUCUCUCCAGGACUUGGAGCCUCAAGGCUCGGGUUGUAUUCCUCUUUUGUUGGCAAUGAUCAAUUGACAGGAGCUAAAUCCCGGGAAACACUGCCAGAUUCGUCGCCCAAGACAGACCGUCAUAUCUCGACUGCGAGCUAUCCGCUAGCUCGUGACAGCCCACGCCCCCGCUGCCCAGAUGGGUUUCCCGACUCCCGAGCCACAGCUCACCCGCGGUUCGCAAGCAUUGUCCGGAAGCAGAUUGCUGCUGUCGCACACCGUUGUCUGCGCAACGCAGACAUUGCGCGCUACUCCGGUCCCGAUGCGGUCCGUGAGAUUGAAACAAGCCUGAGACGAGCAUCCUGAGCGCCGUUGUCGCAAAACCCCCGGCGCGGUAACCGUGCGCACCCCCUG